AUGCGUCCAUCGCCCGAGUUUGUGCAGAUAUCUCCUUCUCUUCGCUACCGGCUGCUUAUGGACUACAAGUUUUACACCGAGUAUGGUGCCAGAAUGUGCAAGUCUCACCUCGAAGUGGACAAUUGGUGGCCGCUAGUCAAGCAGAUCCAGACGCCGGUUGCCCAGGACGAUUUCGAAAAGGUGACCAACCUGAUGUUCGACUUCAACCGCAAGUUCGAUCAAGAAGGCAAGCCCAAGACACUCUUCGACUUCGAUGCGCCAGAUUUCGACUGGAUCGACGACACUACAUUCAAAAGGGGGUUCAGAGACGUGAAGGUGAAGCUAGAAGAGCUUGGAUUCAGCGUCAAAAUGCCUGCAUUUUGCACGGGCAAGCAGCUGGAAACACUCGAAGCCAACCUCACGCGAACGGUGACCAAGGUCCGUUGGAUAGUGGAGCACACCUUUGGCAAGUUCAAAAAGCGAUUCAAGUUCUUUGCCAUUCCCGCACACAACGGCACACUGCAGCACGACUUCGAAUGUGUUCAAGUGGGCUUCGCCCUUAUGAACAUGUUCUUCGAGCCAGUGUACGGCGACCUGGUGCACCACGAUGUGGCCAAUGUGAUGCGCCAACGUUUGCACAUGCCCAACGUCUUGAAGCCCCUUGUCGAAGCGCUCAACCUCACGCAGAAGCAAGUCGCCUUCCAGCCGCUCGAGGAUCGGUCACACGCCAUCGAGACACUGUUUCCCGCACUCACCAGCGAGCAGCUCUUUGACAUCUCCUUGGGCAAGUACCAGCAGAAGAAUGCCGUGAGCUACGUGGCUGAGCACCAGGCUUCUCACGGCGGCACCUUCUUCGUGACCAUUUUAUGUGUGUAUGUCCUUGCAGCAAUACCUCUGACAGAGCCGGGCAUUCACGUAUGUGCCAUUGACUAUUCUCCCUUACUGGGGGGCUUUGCUGUGGUCCUGAGUGAUGGGCGAGCUGCAUUCCUUACUGCUUCUACCCUCCAUUUUGAUCCCAAUCAAAUGCAAGGAAUCUGGGCAACACGGUUGGAUGAUGCCAUCUGCACAGCAGUGAACCACAAAUAUCGCCUCAUUGCAUAUGGUCGACGCAAUUCCCGAGGAAUCAUCUACUGUAUUGAUGAGGAGACAGGAGCUCUUCAAGAGUCCCAUACCUUGGUCCUAAGUGAAAAGGACUAUUCUGGUCCUCCACGUCCAGUAAGCCUUCUGUGUUGGUGUCCUGAUGGAAGUGUCCUGGCUAUGACGUGGAAAGGAGGGGGUUUUGCUCUAUGGAGUGUCUUUGGCUCCUUGCUCAUGUCCUCCCUGGCAUGGGAUUAUGGAUCUCAUGUCUCCUUCACCCAACAUCCCUUCGAUGUCAUCUCCCUGGAAUGGGGCACAGAAGGUUACACUCUGUGGAUGGCGUGUCGUGAAAAUGCCAUGCAGAGUACAUCAACUUCUGUUUCAACUACCAAUCCAUACACAGGGGGAGGAGGUCUUCUGAUGAUCCCUCCAUCACAUCAGUUUCAUAACCAUCAAAUUAACCAGCAUUACCAAUACCUCUAUGAGGUCUACCAGUUCCAAAUGGUCAAAAGUGCCCUCACUGUUAAUCCUGCUAUGUGUUAUCAAGAGAGGCUUCUGCUUCAAGGCGAGGAUCGAAUCUACAUCAACGCCAACGAGAGUCUCACUAAAUCUGGCUCAGAGAAGGUGAUUCAACAUCUUCCUGUAUAUGUGGAAUCCCGUGAUGAAGUCUUCACCCCGAAGACACAGCUUCCACCCAGUCAGGUCGGCAACAAGCAGUGGAUCGUUGUCUCCAUCCCGUACACCUACACCAGCACCAACUGGCCCAUUCGAUACACAGCCUUGGAUGCAAGUGGACACAAUCUUGCUGUGGCAGGACGGCUUGGCAUCGCUCAUUAUUCCCUCCAGUCUCGGAAGUGGAAACUCUUUGGUAGUGAAAACCAAGAGCGAGACUUCCUUGUCACAGGAGGCCUUCUAUGGUACCGAGAGCAUAUCGUCCUUGGUUGCUACAACAUCCCUCACAAGCAGGACGAACUGCGUUUUUAUCCACGGGACCUGAAACUGUCCAAUGGGAAUGCCCGGAUCGUCAAGCUGGAGAGCCAAGUCAUUGUCCUCAGCUUGCACCAAGACACACUUGCUGUCUAUGGAGCUGAUAAUCUGAUGAGGAUCUUUGGAAUUUCAUCAUCUGAUUCAGGGGUACACCUGGAGCAAUACCAGAGCCUGAACCUGGCACCAUUGGUGUUCCACCCGGCCUGUGUGGUGUCGAUGGCUCUCACUUCCAUCCGGACCGACAUGAGUCGACACCACAGCAGCGGCAGUUCAAACAGUGGGCCCGGUUCGUCCAGGGUCGAGGGGAUCAUCCUCAACAUUUCGGGUCGUCUCAUGCUCCUCCCCGUCGAACUGGGGUCUCCUGAUCCUGACGACUAUGAUGACUUUGGCCGGGUCACUGCAGGUCUGCCAACAGUGUUGGCAUCUUGUGUGGAGAACGUGUGGCUCCCUGGCUGGAAGAGUGGGGUCAAGCCUCAUCUAACUGAAUCCCUCUGGCUUCAUUGUGGGGCCAUGGGGAUGCGUGUGUGGCUUCCUCUUCUCCCACAUCAGGGGGACAAGGCUUUCAUGGCCAAGCGCAUCAUGAUCCAAGCACCUGUCUCCAUUUAUCCCCUUGCUGUGCUGUAUGAGGCAGCAGUGGUCCUCGGCGUGGAGACGGAUACCAUCCUUUUCCCUCAGCAAACCACAUCCCAUGCUCCCAAGCUUCCGUUCUGUGUUCUGGAGAGAACGAGCGAGGUUUACCUGCAGCAUGUUCUCAGACAGCUGUUGAGGAGAAACCUUGGCCUUCCUGCUUGGGAGAUUGCUCGUACUUGCUCCAGUCUUCCUUAUUUCCCGCAUGCACUGGAGCUGCUGCUUCACAAGGUGGUGGAGGAAGAG
This is a messenger RNA of Darwinula stevensoni, 2916 nucleotides long. The record is from the annotation of a GenBank genome assembly. NCBI's taxonomy places the organism in Eukaryota, Metazoa, Arthropoda, Ostracoda, Podocopida, Darwinulidae.